Messenger RNA from Perognathus longimembris pacificus (Pacific pocket mouse), 5037 nucleotides. It is a transcript of the gene Hmgxb3, whose product is annotated as HMG-box containing 3. The transcript has 20 exons. The coding region runs from base 394 to 4152 and encodes 1252 amino acids. The record is from RefSeq and is a predicted model, not a curated record. NCBI's taxonomy places the organism in Eukaryota, Metazoa, Chordata, Mammalia, Rodentia, Heteromyidae.
UGGGUCAGAGGAAUCACCUGAGGCAUUUAUUAAGCAUUCAGACUUCUGUAUUCAUUUGGGUGUUUUAAACCUCCUUAGAGGGCCAUAUAAAAUGAUCAGUCAAAGCAGGCAGCUGAAAGCCAACAAGAAACAUGCAAGAUUAACAUGGCAUGUAUCAAAUGACUUUAUGGGGCUUCUUUGGGCCAGGCUUUUCCUGCCUCUGCUAGAGAUUGACUCAGAGGGCUGAGUAGAGCCUUGGAAUCUGGAUGUUUAUCAAGUCCUUGUGUGCUUCUUAGAAUCCUGAGUUUAGGAAAUGGCUAACGCCUUACAUUCCAACAGAGGUAAGGGUUUAUUUGAUCUGGGAGCUGUUUUAGGGUGGAUUCUUAAAAUCUUGUGUUUGACUUUCCUCUAGCCAUGGAUGCAUCAUAUGAUGGUACUGAGGUAACUGUCCUGAUGGAGGAAAUUGAGGAAGCCUACUGUUAUACUUCCCCUGGACCACCCAAGAAGAAGAAGAAAUACAAAAUACAUGGAGAAAAGGCCAAGAAACCUAGAUCUGCUUAUCUUCUCUACUACUAUGACAUCUACCUGAAAGUGCAGCAAGAGCUCCCCCACCUCCCACAGUCUGAGAUCAAUAAAAAGAUUAGUGAGAGUUGGAGGCUUCUCAGCGUGGCCGAGAGGAGUUACUACUUGGAGAAAGCCAAACUAGAGAAAGAAGGUUUGGAUCCUAACUCUAAGCUCUCUGCACUGACUGCUGUGGUUCCAGACAUCCCGGGUUUCCGCAAGAUCCUACCCCGCUCAGAUUACAUCAUCAUCCCCAAGAGCAGCCUACAGGAGGACCGGAGCUGCCCUCAGAUAGAGCUGUGUAUGGCUCAGAACCAGCUAUCCCCGAAAGGACUUCCUCUGGUGUCCAGCACCGUCCCUGAGGCAGUGUCCAGCCAUGCAAGUGUGGCAGAGCCGUGCUUGGCAGGGGAGGCCCUGUCUGAGGAGGUGGGGGCCCUGGCUCAGCCAGGCAGCGUGCAGGAGAUUGCCACCCCCGAGAUCCUCAGCCCGGAUAUGCUUCUGGAGGAAGCUUCCUUGGAGGUAGGGGAGAGUCACCAGCCUUACCAGACAAGCUUGGUCAUUGAAGAGGCCCUAUUGAACGGCUCGCCAGACUUCUCCCCUGGAAGCCUGGCUAUGCCUCACCCCCAGCUUGGGGAGGGCGUGUCAGUGGUCACAGUUAUGAGGGAUUCCAGUGAAGGUAGCUCCUCUGCCCCAGCUGCUCAGUUCAUCAUGGUGCCUCUACCCGCCUACUCGGUUGUGGAGAAUCCCACCUCUAUCAAACUGACCACUACAUAUACCCGCCGGGGCCAUGGGGCAUGCACGAGCCCAGGUUGCUCUUUUACAUAUGUCACCAGGCACAAGCCACCUAAGUGCCCUACCUGUGGCAACUUCCUAGGAGGGAAGUGGAUUCCAAAGGAAAAGCCAGCCAAAGUCAAAGUGGAAUCAUCUUCGGAUGUCUCUUCCAACAGUUCUGUCACCUCUGAACAAAAUUUCUGUAAUGAAAAUGAUUCUAAACUGACUCUGGAGAACUCAGAAGCUGGAGGUCCUGGAACUCGAGGUACAGCAGUCACCAAGACACCGGUUGUCAAGAGUGUUGUGAAGACUGAAUUUACUCUGGAAACAACUGAGAAUGACAGCCCUCGACCAUAUGUACCACAAGCAGCUGAGGGGAGCAGCACCUCCAGCCCAGUCCCUGUGUUUAAAAAGCCUACGGGAGUUGACCUGCUCAGCACUGGGUCCAGAGCUACAGAGCUUAAAGGCAGAGCACGGGGAAAACCCUCAUUACUGGCUGCAGCGAGACCCAUGAGAGCCAUUCUGCCAGCCCCAGCCAGUGUGGGGCGAGGUAGCAGCCUUGGAUUGCCCAGGGCCAGGCAGACCUUUCCCCUGAGUGAUAAGACUUCUUCCAUGAGGACAUGUGGUCUGAAGCCAAGCACACUGAAGCAGCUAGGUCAGCCAAUCCAACAGCCAUCUAGCAUUGGCGAAGUGAAGCUACCAAGUGGCCCAAACAACAGGACACCCCAGGUGAAAGUUGUAGAGGUCAAGCCUGAUAUAUUCCCUCCAUAUAAGUACAGCUGCACAGUCACACUGGAUUUGGGCCUGGCUACAUCAAGAGGCCGAGGAAAGUGCAAGAAUCCCUCUUGUAGCUAUGUCUACACCAAUCGGCACAAACCUCGGAUUUGUCCCAGCUGUGGUUUUAACCUUGCCAAAGACAGGACUGAGAAAAGCACCAAGGCUCUUGAGGCAAGCUCACCACUGUCAGAUGUGCCAAGUGCCACGGAGCCCCUGAGCACAGCCCAGAGGGAGAUCCAGCGACAGUCCACGCUGCAGCUACUGCGCAAGGUCCUGCAGAUUCCUGAGAACGAAUCAGAGCUGACUGAGGUCUUUGCCUUGAUUCACGAACUCAACAGCUCUCGACUUAUCCUGUCCAACGUGAGUGAGGAGACAGUCACCAUCGAGCAAACCUCUUGGUCGAAUUAUUAUGAGUUUCCAUCCACGCAGUGCCUUCUCUGUAGCAGCCCAUUAUUGAAAGGGGGAAAAAACUCCCUGGCCGGGCCCCAAGAGUGCUGGUUGCUGACAGCUAGCCGGCUACAGGUGGUGACUGCCCAGGUGAAGAUGUGUCUGAAUCCCCAUUGCUUGGCCUUGCAUAGCUUCAUGGACAUCUACACAGGUCUGUUUAAUGUGGGGAACAAGUUGCUAGUAAGCCUGGACUUACUUUUUGCAAUCAGAAACCAGAUCAAGCUGGGAGAGGACCCCAGAGUGUUUGCAAACAUCGUGUUGAAGUCUGUGCAGGAGCAGACAGAGAAGACUUUGCCCUCAGAGGAGCUGGGCCAGCUGCAGGAGCUUUUGUGCAAUGGCUACUGGGCUUUUGAGUGCCUCACUGUUCGAGACUACAAUGAUAUGAUUUGUGGCAUCUGUGGUGUGGCCCCCAAAGUGGAAAUGGCGCAGAGGAAUGAAGAGAAUGUACUGGCACUCAAGAGCGUGGAGUUCACCUGGCCUGAAUUCUUGGCCUCCAGCGAAGUGAAUGUGGAAGACUUCUGGGCCACCAUGGAAACAGAGGUGAUUGAGCAGGUGGCGUUCCCUGCCAGCAUCCCCAUCACCAAGUUUGAUGCCUCUGUGAUCGCCCCUUUCUUCCCACCACUCAUGAGAGGAGCUGUGGUUGUCAACACGGAGAAAGACAAAAACCUGGAUGUGCAGCCGGCACCUGGCAAUGGCAGUGCCUUGGUGAGGCUGCUCCAGGAAGGCACCUGUAAGCUUGAGGAGCUUGGCGCCUAUGAUGAGCACGAACUGCAGAACCUGCUCAAGGAGUGUGGCGUUCCCUAUAGGGCGGAGGACUCCAGGGAUCAGCUCUGCCUCUCCUUGUUGGCCCUCUAUGAAUCUGUACAGAAUGGAGCCAGAGCUAGACAGCCCCCGCCUCAUCUCACAGGGGGUAAAAUCUACAAGAUGUGCCCCCAUCAGGUGGUCUGCGGCUCCAAGUAUCUUGUUCGAGGUGAAAGUGCUCGUGAUCAUGUGGACCUCCUUGCCUCUUCUCGCCACUGGCCACCCGUCUAUGUGGUAGAUACAGCCACCCCCGUGGCCCUGUGUGCUGACCUCUGCUACCCAGAGCUGACCAGCCAGAUGUGGGGAAGGAACCAGGGCUGCUUCUCCAGCCCUGCAGAGCCACCAGUGAGUGUGUCCUGCCCUGAGCUCUUGGACCAGCAUUUUUCCGUUGAUGUGAUGGAGGCGGAGCACUCGAUCCAGCACCCAGUCACCAAAACGACCACGCGACGCAUCGUCCAUGCGGGCACCCAGCCCAGUCCCAGUGACCCCAGUGCUGAACAUCACUCCUUGUCCUUGUGUCCCGAGCUGGCACCCUACACAAGCAUCCUGACCUCUAGCGCGGACAGCAAGCCCAAUGGCGUCCGCCAGCGGCCCAUUGCCUUUGACAACGCCACUCACUAUUACCUCUACAACCGCCUCCUAGACUUCCUCACCAGCCGCGAGAUCGUCAACCGGCAGAUCCAAGACAUCGUGCAGAGCUGCCAGCCGGGCGAGGUGGUCAUCCGCGAUGCCCUCUACCGCCUCGGGGUCGCUCAGAUCAAGACAGAGAUGGAGGAGGAGGGCGGGGAGGAGGACGUGGCCCCCGCAGCAAAGUAAGCCGCGCUGUUGCUUCCAUUGCACCGUCUCAAGCCAUAACGCGGCCCUUGCCCGAGGUGUCCCCCCCCAGGGACCUUCGGAAGCCGUUGCCGGCGGGAAAGGGCCUCUGACUGCUGGGACUGACCAAAGAGCUUCCACUUCCCGAGCCCAGCAGGGCUCAGGGGCUUUGUUCCUCAACCCACCAGGGCUCAGGAGAGGUGCCCGGAGCUUUCUACCGCGUCCUGAGCGCGCCUGGGGGGGUGCAGUGUUUCCGGGAGGGAGGGGGCAGGUGGCUGGCUCCUUGGGUGCCCUGUGGGUCAGGGAGGAAGGCAGGAGAAGGCACCGGGCAGGGAGGACACUGAGCUCGCCCCUCAGGGACCCUCAGGGACGCCCUGCUCCCACUCCAGCCACAGGAGCUCCUUAGCCUAUUGCCUUUGACCGGGGCCUUGGUGGCCUCAUUCACUCCACAGGUCCCUUGGGGCUCUUGCCUGCUCCCCAAAGAAUCUCUGUCCCCAUCUGUGGGGGGCGCGGAGGAGAGUGGAGCAGUCAGCCACAGCUCUCUUCUUGAGCUGUCCUGUGCCCUGAGCUUUAGGGAAGGUUAUCCCCUUCCUCCUCUUCCCUGGCCACUGCUGCUGCGCCCUGCCUCCUCUGGACCCUGGGACCCUCACCACAUUGGAGAUGUGGCCCACGGGUGUGGCGUAACCUGGCAGCAGCAAACUCCCUUCUGUGAAGGGGAAAGCCGCAGGGCUGGGAGGAAGCAGCAGGGCUGGCUCAGGUGCCCAUGGUUUGCUUAGGGCCCGGGAAUUGGCCGAAUGGUAUUUAAUUUAUUGAGAGGAGUGGCGUAGGUGGCAUUUUCCCCCUUUGAUCCUGCCCCUUAUGAGAAUAAAGUUUAUUAAAUUAUCUGGU